Messenger RNA from Dreissena polymorpha, 2710 nucleotides. RefSeq names its product stearoyl-CoA desaturase 5-like. Gene Ontology annotation, cellular component: endoplasmic reticulum membrane. The transcript has 5 exons. Bases 203 to 1207 code for a protein of 334 amino acids. Gene Ontology annotation, molecular function: stearoyl-CoA 9-desaturase activity; iron ion binding. The record is from RefSeq and is a predicted model, not a curated record. Lineage: Eukaryota; Metazoa; Mollusca; Bivalvia; Myida; Dreissenidae. Gene Ontology annotation, biological process: unsaturated fatty acid biosynthetic process.
AAGUAUAGUUCGAUGUGCGUUCCGACAUCACGUGACAUGCAAAUACACCGUGCUAUUACAGUGUCAAAGGUCAUACAUGUGAGCUGAGCGUGGAAUCAGCUGAUGUUUAUAAGCGCGAAAGCAAUGUGUAUAGUUUAAUGUUUCAAUAGGAUACAACGCACAAGUGACUUACACAUAUAAAUAGGAAUAAAAUCAACAAAACAUGGCUCCCAAGUCAUCGAAUACAGAGCCAAGUCCGACGUUACCGGAAGAUGACGUCACGGACACGCUAGGUCUCUUGCCAAUCGCUCCAGAACACGGACAGGCGCCCGAAAAGCGCCCCCUUCAGAUCGUCUGGAAGAACGUUAUUUUGAUGUCGGUGUUGCACGUGAGUGCAGUAGCCGCGUGUUUCAUGAUACCACAGGCAAAAUGGUACACGUUAAUAUGGACGGUAUUCCUGUACCAACUGAACGCCCUGGGGAUUACAGCGGGGGCGCAUCGCCUUUGGUCGCACCGCUCAUACAAGGCCCGCCUGCCACUCCGCAUCUUCCUUGCCGUCCUCAAUUCGAUGUCCUUUCAGAAUGACGUAAUCGAGUGGGCACGUGACCAUCGCGUGCACCACAAGUACUCGGAGACGGACGCCGAUCCUCACAACGCCAAGCGCGGCUUCUUCUUUUCGCACGUUGGCUGGCUGCUGGUGCGCAAGCACCCGGAAGUGAAGAACAAAGGGAAGCAACUCGACAUCUCAGAUCUGCUGGCUGACCCCGUACUUCGCAUCCAGAGAAAGUUCUACCUGCCGUCUGUGGCCCUCUUCUGUUUCAUACUGCCCACAAUAGUACCCUGGUAUUUCUGGGGGGAGUCACUCAUGACGUCAUACUUCAUAUGCGCCAUCUUCCGAUACUGCAUUGGGCUGAACGCCACCUGGCUGGUGAACAGCGCCGCGCACCUGUGGGGAUGGCGUCCUUAUGAUGUCGGCAUAAACCCAAGCGAGAAUUACAUAGUGACGUUGUUCGCGCUGGGAGAGGGUUUCCAUAACUACCAUCAUACUUUCCCGCAGGACUACGCGACUACCGAAUUCGGAUGGCUUCUGAAUCUAUCGACGUUUUUUAUUGACGCAUGCGCGUGUCUGGGACUUGCGUACGACAGAAAAGCUAUUCCGAAACAUUUUGUGAACAGCCGCCGGUGUAAGACUGGGGACAGAAGUGAGUUGGCCAGGAAGAUCAAAUGAACGAACUGAGAUGACUGGUGCUCUUUGAGUAAACACGAGUAAGUCCGAAGUAAUGAGAUGGAAUGAGUACUGUACACACUUUAUUGUUGCGAACGGGUAUUUAAAUGUCAACCAUAUGUCUACAAAAUUGUUGACCAUUUAAGAUGCGUUUGAACUUGAACUACUAUGAACAUUGAUUAUAGUGUUGUGUGAUUUAAAACCAUACCUUUACCAAUGGCACGACUUAAUUGUGUUGAACCAUGAUUUUUAUUAAUAAAAUUGGCUGUUUGCAGGUAUUUCUCUGCGCUUCCUGUUAUUUCGAGUUGUUUUUUUUAAAUUUAAUAUUGAAUACUUCGUUACCUUUCUUAAGAAAAUCACUGAAUUAUGUAAUUAUUAUCUCAAUGGGUUUUCUACAUUAAUAUUAAGUGUUUAUUAUCCGCCCGUAAAAGAUGUUUGAUAGAGAGUAUAUAGGAGUCACGUUGUCGGUUAGUUGGUCGGUUUAUCCGCAUAAAAUGUACGCUGUGGAGCGAUCUUCUUUUACAUUCUAAAGCUGAAAUGAAAACUGAACUUUUCGAAUCACCAUGAACAGGGUUCAGAAUCACGUGACUUUGUGGGUUUAACAAUUGAACGCUAAUGGAUGUAAACACACCGGUAUGUGACGCUUUUCCUCAAAUAACUUUUUUAAACACAUUUUCUUCAGAAUUUCAACGAUUGAAUCAAAGAAAGUUUUUCAUGCUGUUAAUGGCAAUCUGAAAUACAUCAGAAUAACUUUAUAUAAUAAGCAUGUAUUUUUGGCUUAUGUAAUGGAACGCAAUCAUGUACGCGGUGAUGCUGCACAACGUGAUAUUUUGGCACCGAUUUCAAACGUAUUCGAUUAUUUAUUCUUAAAUCUUAAGUUAUCGUCACAAACUGCAAGAACAACUGUCUUAUGCACUAAACAUUUUUGCAAAUGUAUUUUAAUAACUUAAGUUAUUUGCAAAAAUAAAGUUCUUAAAGGGAUGUGUUUACAUUCUGUCCAGCCCGUGUUGAAACCCCAGUCAACCCUGUUGAUCCUGCACCCUGUGAAGUGUCGACGCGCACGACACAGUUUUCACGUUUAGUGAUCCCCACGUUAUUUAAUUGGGUAAAAAACUAGAACUGUUUGUGAUAAACCAUUUAUCAAGCUAUUGAAACAAAAUGUGCAAUAUAUGUAACUUCUAUGAAGUGUAAAACACAAUGUGGACGUACAGUGAUCCGCACACUCCAGAGUGAAUGUGCCAUAGAACUUGGCCAUUUUAUUUUAUACCUAAUGAUAAAAUAUGACAAUUCUGCAGUAAAAUAACAGCAGUGAAAAUACACAAAUUGUUAUUUUCACCGAUGAAAAUAACACAUUUUUGGAACUACUUUUUCUAUUUUUAGAUUAUCAUAUCAAAUUUUACGACAUCACGGACAUGUACUGUUCAGUGAAUGUUGUUACACUAACGGUAUUUUAUGCUUAACUUUGUUUGCUUAUGUUAGCAAGAGCAAUAAAAUGUUAAAACCUUU